Molecule: messenger RNA, 561 nt
Organism: Penicillium griseofulvum
Lineage: Eukaryota; Fungi; Ascomycota; Eurotiomycetes; Eurotiales; Aspergillaceae
Product: Tannase/feruloyl esterase
Exons: 1
Coding region: 1-561 (186 amino acids)
Source: RefSeq, a predicted model, not a curated record
AUGCUUUCUAAUACCACUAUUUGUUCGCCUGCAACUAUACCACCCCCUGUGGUUUUUGGAGCUGACAUUCUCUCACUCUCCGCAACCUGGGUUCAAAAUUACACACUAAACGUGCCUACUUCCUUCAACUACAACCAUGGAGAUGUUGCGCUUCAAAACACUGAGUUUUGGAAUGUGACCAUCACAUACACCCACCCUGGGCAUGAUGACCGCAUUACCGUUGAGACAUGGCUGACUGGCACUUGGAAUGAACGAUUGCAAGCCACAGGAGGAGGAGGCUGGUCCGCUGGCCAGUUUGUGUUGUCAGACUUUUUCAUGCCAGGGGCUGUUGGAGAGGGAUAUGCCGCUACAACAACGGAUGCUGGACUGGGGAGUGCAGGAUCCCCGGAACCUUGGGCUAUGACAAGCCCAGGUAACGUCAAUCUCUACAGCCUUCAAAACUUAGGCUACGUUUCAUUGAAUGACCAGGCGACCAUUGGAAAGAGCCUUGUCAAAAGCUUCUACAGCAAGGACCCUGAGUAUUCGUACUGGAGUGGCUGCUCUCAAGGUGGAAGACAAUAG